AUGGAAGGAGAAGUCUUUAUGUUGAGAAAUUCUUACGCAUGCCCAUUUGAUGAAAUUCAGUUUUCAAAACAAAAAAUAACUUACCAGCAUUAUGUUUGUGAUGAAAAGAAGGAAAAAUGGAAGCCCUUUUGUUCUUUGAGUUGUUCAAGAAAGCCGUUUCUGUUUGCUCAGAUUUUCUUGGUAUUUCAGCUGUUUAUUUGUGCGAUUCAGCCAGUUUCAAGCGAGGCUUGGGAUGGUAUAAUUGUCACAGAAGCUGAUUAUCAAGCCCUCCAAGCCUUUAAACAUGAAUUGGUUGAUCCAAAGGGCUUCUUGAAAAGCUGGAAUGACAGUGGCUAUGGAGCUUGUUCAGGUGGUUGGGUUGGAAUCAAAUGUGCACAAGGCCAAGUAAUUGUAAUCCAGCUUCCAUGGAGAGGUUUAGGUGGCAGAAUCAAUGAAAAAAUUGCCCAAUUUCAAGCUUUAAGAAAACUUAGCCUCCACGAUAAUGUAAUUGGUGGUUCAAUUCCAACUUCUUUGGGAUUUUUGCCCAAUUUAAGAGGGGUUCAAUUGUUCAACAAUAGGUUUUCUGGUUCAAUUCCUUCUUCACUUGGCAUAUGCCCACUUCUUCAAACACUUGACCUUGGUAAUAAUUAUUUGUCUGGGGCAAUCCCAUCUAGUCUUGUUAACUCUACAAAGCUUUUUAGGCUUAAUAUUAGCUACAAUUCUUUGUCUGGUUCAAUCCCUGUUAGUCUUACACAAUCUCCCUCCCUUGUAUUCCUUGCUCUUCAGAACAACAAUCUUUCAGGAAGUAUUCCUUCUUUUGGGAAGUUAAGUGAGCUUCAAGAGAUUUCACUUAGUCAUAACCAAUUGAGUGGAGGUUUACCUAGUAAUAUUGGUAAUCUCUCUAGGCUUAGAACAGUUGAUUUCUCAUAUAAUGCCAUCAAUGGGAGCUUGCCUACUAGUCUGUCUAAUCUACAGAAUUUAUCAGUUCUCAAUUUGAGGAAUAACCAAUUUAAUGGUCAUAUUCCAGCUACAAUUGGGAAUAUUUCUUCAAUUAGGCAGCUUGAUUUAUCAAUUAACAAUCUUAGUGGGGAAAUUCCAACUUCUCUGGGUGAUUUACUCAAUCUUAAUUCCUUUAAUGUCUCAUAUAACAAACUUUCUGGUCCUGUUCCAGCCAAGCUUUCUCGCAAAUUUGAUUCAAGAGCUUUUGUGGGAAAUCUUGAACUAUGUGGGUAUAGUUCUUCAACAGCUUGUCUGGUUUCACCCUUCCAAGCUCCCCCAGCUCCAUCACCAGAAGCGCUGAAGAAGCAAGGCCGAAAACUAAGUACUAAAGACAUUAUUCUCAUUGCAGCAGGGGCUCUCCUAAUAAUUUUACUUAUACUUUGUUGCAUUUUGCUCUGCUGCUUGAUAAGGAAAAGAGCUGCGGCAAAAGACGCUGAGGGUGGUCAGGCUGCAGGAAGGGCAGCUGUGGCCCGGGGUGAAAAGGGUAUUCCACCAACUGCUGGUGAAGUUGAAGCAAGUGGAGAAACAGGAGGGAAGCUUGUGCAUUUUGAUGGCCCUAUGAUUUUUACUGCAGAUGAUCUUUUGUGUGCCACUGCAGAGAUUAUGGGCAAAAGCACUUAUGGAACAGUGUACAAGGCCACAUUGGAAGAUGGUAGUCAAGUUGCUGUGAAGAGAUUGAGAGAAAAGAUAACCAAAGGCCAGAGGGAAUUUGAAGCAGAGGUCAAUUCACUUGGGAAAAUCAGACAUCCUAAUCUUUUAGCCCUUAGAGCUUACUAUCUAGGUCCAAAAGGAGAAAUGCUCUUAGUUUUUGACUACAUGCCUAAAGGAAGCUUGACUUCUUUUCUUCACGCUCAUGGCUCCGAUAUAACGGUUGAUUGGCCGACUAGGAUGAACAUAGCGAAAGGCAUGGCAAGAGGGUUGCUCUACCUUCACACAAAUGUGAACAUUAUACACGGAAAUCUUACAUCAAACAAUGUUCUGAUUGAUGAAAAUAACAAUGCAAAUAUUGCAGAUUAUGGCCUUUCGCGCCUAAUGACAACUGCUGCAAAUGCAAAUGUAAUUGCAACGGCAGGAGCAUUAGGCUACAGAGCACCCGAGCUUUCAAAGCUUAAGAAAGCCACCACCAAGACUGAUGUGUACAGCCUUGGGGUCAUCAUAUUGGAACUUCUCACUGGGAAGUCUCCGGGAGAGGCAAUGAAUGGCGUCAAUUUACCUCAAUGGGUUGCCUCCAUUGUGAAAGAGGAGUGGACUAAUGAAGUUUUUGAUUUGGAGUUGAUGAAGGAUGGCUCAGUAAUUGGUGAUGAGUUGUUGCACACAUUGAAACUGGCCUUGCACUGUGUUGAUCCUUCGGCAUCCGCUCGACCUGAAGUACAUCAAGUUCUCCAGCAACUGGAAGAGCUUAGACCAGAAACAGCUACCAGUUCUGGUGGUGAUGUUGGAGCAGUAGCAGUCCCUUCAACAAGUGAUUAA
Molecule: messenger RNA, 2448 nt
Organism: Fraxinus pennsylvanica
Lineage: Eukaryota; Viridiplantae; Streptophyta; Magnoliopsida; Lamiales; Oleaceae
Source: the annotation of a GenBank genome assembly